CGCGAGAAAGAGCCCGCGUGGCGCGCCGUGUCGCACCGGGAGUGUGCGGACGUGACGGUCGCGCGGCAGGAUGACGGUUCGAUCCGGCGGCAGCUGCGUGGGCGCCAAGCUGGUAAAGCUGACACGUGCGAGACGGUAACCAGAGAGUUUGAGCCAGGAUGCGUCUCACGGCGUCACGACUGCGAGGCAACCCCCCGGCCGUCGCCUUGCUCCUCUCCCUAUGUCUCGGCUUCCCGGCCCGGGCGCUGCCUUGCCCGCCUCGCUGCCUGUGUGCCAGCGAUAUUAUUUGCUGCAGUGCUAGCAAUCUGUCAGCGCCGCCCUCAGACCUCCCCGGCUACACCGUGCGCCUAGACCUGAGCCACAACUCCCUCGCCACGCUGCCCGCCGGUUGGACGAACGGGACGUUGGAGCGGCUGGCCACGCUGAUCCUCUGCCGCAAUCGGAUCGAGGGCAUCGAGGCGAACGCCUUCGCCGGCACGCCGCGUCUCCUCCACUUGGACUUGUCCUCCAACAAGCUGUCAGCUCUCGACGCGUCCAUGUUUGCCGGACUCAAGGAUCUAAGGGAGCUGCUACUGUUUGGCAACCAGAUUGUCCACAUCCCUCCCGACUCCUUCAGUGGCCUCCCGAGCAUGGUCAAGCUCUACCUGUCUGGAAACCAUCUGACGUCACUUCCUGUAGGUCUCAUGGACCUCAACUGGACCUUCCUGGACUUGUCCUCCAACAGGCUCUCCGGCGUCCACGUCCACGCGCUGCUCUCUCGGAGCCGACGUGGUGAGAUCUAUUUGCAAGGGAACCCGCUGGUGUGCGACUGCGCUUUGCUGGCUUUGCUGGAGUACUGGGCGUGGACACGGUAUCGCCCUCUGGUGGACUUUCGAGACGAAUACCCGUGCGGCGCCUCGACGCUAAACUGCAGCCUGGAUGGCGACUCGGUCGAGGGCGGAAGCUACCAGGUGGAUCCUGGGAAGUGGUUGUGGUUGUCGUGUCCCGGCUUUGCGCCGCUUCCUAUGGAGGAUGCGGUUGUGUUCUGGGUGACGCCCACGACCGUGCUCAAUUCAUCAACGCACGACCCCCACGCUCGCCUCGCCGUCCUCCCUAACGGAAGCCUGGAGAUACGAGGCGCCCUGAUGGAGGAUUCCGGCUCCUAUGCGUGCGUAGCGGCUCGUGGGCGUGACUAUGACCCCGACGUGGUCAUUGGAAACACGAGCGGCGUCGUUUCCGGCGGCUCGGUUUACCGCAGCGGGACUGAGCACUUCAACACGGCGUUCACCACCCUGGCUUCCUGCGUGGUCAGCAUCGUCCUAGUGUUGCUCUACCUGUACCUGACGCCGUGUCGGUGCACGGGAAACAGGGGCGGGGCCUCGAGAGGGUGCGGCGGGCGAGCUAUGAUGCUCUGCUCCGACCCCAGAGAAGUGGAGUCGGGACAGAGGAGGUCCAACGGGAAACGGGUGGCGUUCUUGGAGCCCCGAGCGGAGGACGCCGAUACCUGUGGUGCGAAAUUCCCGGUAACGAGUCACGUAAACACGGAGGGCAUUCUUAAAAACGGAAGCAGGACCGUGGGACAGACCCUCACAGACACGAUCCUUGUGGCGUGACGCCAGUAAAAACUGUAUUACUAAAAACGUAGUCUGCAUUUCGCUUAUAUUACGUCGGAAUCUGGCAUGUAACGAUAAACGCUAUUCAUGAUAACUGCGGUGAAACUCUCAACAGUUAGUAUUACCGUUUUUAAUUCAGACGAUAGAAAAACCGUGACUAAUAAUCGCACUUUGAUCAAUUUGCAGAUCGACUGGCGCUAGCUCGCUUAAAUGCUAACAUGCCAACAUCGAAGACACGGGUGCCCAAACUUGUUCCACUGAGGGCCACAGACUGACAAAUCAAAGGAUGCGGGGGCCAGUUUGGUAGUUUUCACCUAAAAAUAUUUAUUUUUGAAGAAUUAGAAGAUGCAACCAAGAUAGACAUUUCGAAGCCAAAGCCGAACUGAUAUGCUAACUGUUAGCACGCUGGCCAGAUAGCGUCGAGUAACAAAAGAAUAGGAGCAAAAUGGCAUGCUUACAGUUAGCAUUUAACAGCUACUACGUUAACUAAAAUAGCUAGCAUGCUAUUGUUAGCAUAUAUCAAGUGACUGAGGUGUAUACCUACAAAAUUAGCAUACUAACGUUAGCAUGUUAACAGGUAACCAGUACAAUAUAUCUAUUUAUUUUUUAAGAAUUAAAAAAUGAAAUUUCGAUUGACAUUUCGUGUGAAUGCUGAAGAGUCAAAGCCGAACUGAUAUGCUAACAGUUAGCACACUGGCCAGAUAGCGUCAAAUAACAAAAGAAUAGGAGCAAAAUGAGCGUAUAAUGGCAUGCUUACGGUUAGCAUUAAACAGCUACUACGUUAAGUAAAAUAGCUAGCAUGCUAUUUUUAGCAUACAUCAAGUAGCAACAUAUGACUGAGGUGUAUACCUACAAAAUUAGCUAAGAAAAUAGCUAGCAAACUAACGUUAGCUUGUUAACGGGUAACCAGUACAACAUAUCUAUUUAUUUUUUAACAAUUAGAAAAUGGAAUUACGACUGACAUUUCAUGUGAAUGCUGAAGAGUCAAUAUGCUAACAGUUAGCACACUGGCCAGAUAGCGCCAAGUAACAAAAAAUAUAAGCUAAAUGAGUUAACGAUAGCAAAUGCUUUUUGAAAUACAAAAAUAUGAACUUCUGAAUACCUACUAGGUUAACUAAAAAAAGCUAGCAUGCUUUUGUUAGCAUGCUGAAAUGCUGACGAAUACAACAAUUAGCUGGAAAAAAAGCUAGCACACUAACAUUAGCAUUAAUUUAUUUUUAAAGAAUUAGAAAAUGUAAUUUUGAAAGACGUUUCGUGUGAAUGCUGAAGAGCCAAAACCAAACUGAUAUGCUAACAGUUAGCAUCAAGAGAAGAAUAAAAAUAUGGGCAAAAUGAGCUAACAAUCGCAUGCUUAGUUACCUUUAACGAAAUACCAAAUUAUAAACUGCUAAAAACCUACUAUUUAACUAAAAUAGCUAGCAUGCUAAUAUUAGCAUGCUAAAAUACUGACAAACACAUAUAUCCUUCUGAGGUGUGUACCUGGAAAAUGUGUUUAAAAUAAUAGCAUGCUAACGUCAAGUACCAAAACAUGACAGAGGAGUACACCUACAAAAUUAGUAGGAAAAAUAAGCUAGCAUACCAACGUUAGCAUGUUAAACAGGUUAUUUAUUUUUUAUUUUCACAGAAUUAGAAAAAUGCAAUUUCAGUAGACAUUUCGUGUGAAUGCUGAAAAGCCAAAACCAAACUGAUAUGCUAACAGUUAGCGUCAAGAGAACAAAAAUAAUAUGAGCAAAAUGAGCUAACACUCGCAUGCUUACAGUUAGCUUUAACGAAAUACCAAAAUAUAAACUGCUAAAAACCUACUAUUUAACUAAAAUAGCUAGCAUGCUAAUAUUAGCAUGCUAAAAUGCUGACGAACCCAUACAUCAGUCUGAGGUGUGUACCUGAAAAAUGUGUUUAAAAUAAUAGCAUGCUAACGUCAAGACAGAGGUGUACACCUACAAAAUUAGUAGGAAAAAAAAGCUAGCAUGCUAACGUUAGCAUGUUAAUAGGCAACCGGCACAGUAUUAUGUUUAUUGUUACAGAAUUAGAAUGCUGAAGAGCCAAAGCCAAACUGAUGCGUUAACAGUUAGCACAAGCUAAUAAGCAUUAGCACAAAGUGAUCAUUCUAUACUGGUGUAUUACGGUGCAUUCACUGACCGCCAAACAGAGUAGGACGCCACAGUGACAACCGUAAAUAAUGCUAGAUUUUAUUUGCAAUAAAUGAAUAAUAAACACAACACAAUACAUGCAAAAUAAUCCGUCUGCACCCUCGCCGCCGUGUCCGGGUCCCGGGAGACCUGCUCUCGCCAAAAUAAUGGCGUCAAGGGCCACACGCCAGGGCGUGUUGCAGCACGUUACAACACGCUUGUAACGCGCGCGUGUUCGUCACGGAAAAAUGCUCUUUUUUUUGGUUUUUUUUAAUGUAUGUGACCAGAUUAAUCAUGCCAUUUUACCAAGUUUCGUAACAAAUUCAUAACAUGCAGUCAUGUCAAAAAUGCUUGUAGACGUCAUUGUGACAAUGAAGAGCAUUUGUGUGUAAAUAUUGGGGUCUUAUUUAAGUUGAUUUAAAUUAUGAAAGUGAAUGAUAACCUUUGAUUAAUCAUGUGACUAAUCAUGUGAUUAACCAUGAUUAAACCAUAUU
This is a messenger RNA of Entelurus aequoreus (snake pipefish), 4215 nucleotides long. Its product is annotated as amphoterin-induced protein 2-like. NCBI's taxonomy places the organism in Eukaryota, Metazoa, Chordata, Actinopteri, Syngnathiformes, Syngnathidae. Bases 159 to 1592 code for a protein of 477 amino acids. Gene Ontology annotation, molecular function: protein binding. The transcript is spliced from 2 exons. The record is from RefSeq and is a predicted model, not a curated record.